AGCUCUACUGAGCCGCGACUGUAGCGACCGCAACCGGAGUCCCAGCCGCCGCCACCUGCACCUGGCGCCCAGCCCACGUCCAGCGCCUGCCUGGCCGCCGCUUCCCGCCACUCUGCCCUGCCCACCGCCAGGUACUACCAUUUAAAGGUACCUUCUUCUCAGCAAAUCUAUGAUAAAAAAAUAUAAGUAACAGGAGAAGAAAUAACUGUUGUCAAGUGACAAGCUUUUAAUGUCAGAAUGGCUCACCUAAAGCGACUAGUAAAAUUACACUUUAAAAGACAUUACCAUAAAAAGUUCUGGAAGCUUGGUGCAGUAAUUUUUUUCUUUAUAAUAGUUUUGGUUUUAAUGCAAAGAGAAGUAAGUGUUCAAUAUUCCAAAGAGGAAUCAAGGAUGGAAAGAAACAUGAAAAACAAAAACAAGAUGUUGGAUUUAAUGCUAGAAGCUGUAAACAAUAUUAAGGAUGCAAUGCCAAAAAUGCAAAUAGGAGCACCUGUCAGGCAAAACAUUGAUGCUGGUGAGAGACCUUGUUUGCAAGGAUAUUAUACAGCAGCAGAAUUGAAGCCUGUCCUUGACCGUCCACCUCAGGAUUCAAAUGCACCUGGUGCUUCUGGUAAAGCAUUCAAGACAACCAAUUUAAGUGCUGAAGAGCAAAAGGAAAAGGAACGUGGGGAAGCUAAACACUGCUUUAAUGCUUUCGCAAGUGACAGGAUUUCUUUGCACCGAGAUCUUGGACCAGACACUCGACCUCCUGAAUGUAUUGAACAAAAAUUUAAGCGCUGCCCUCCCCUGCCCACCACCAGUGUCAUAAUUGUUUUUCAUAAUGAAGCAUGGUCCACGUUGCUUAGAACUGUCCACAGUGUGCUCUAUUCUUCACCUGCAAUACUGCUGAAGGAAAUCAUUUUGGUGGAUGAUGCUAGUGGAGAUGAGUACUUACAUGAUAAACUAGAUGAAUAUGUAAAACAAUUUUCUAUAGUAAAAAUAGUCAGACAAAGAGAAAGAAAAGGUCUGAUCACUGCUCGGUUGCUAGGAGCAACAGUCGCAACAGCUGAAACACUCACAUUUUUAGACGCUCACUGUGAGUGUUUCUAUGGUUGGUUAGAACCUCUGUUGGCCAGAAUAGCUGAGAACUACACGGCUGUCGUAAGUCCAGAUAUUGCAUCCAUAGAUCUGAACACGUUUGAAUUCAACAAACCUUCUCCUUAUGGAAGUAACCAUAACCGUGGAAAUUUUGACUGGAGUCUUUCAUUUGGCUGGGAGUCGCUUCCUGAUCAUGAGAAGCAAAGAAGGAAAGAUGAAACCUACCCAAUUAAAACACCCACUUUUGCAGGAGGCCUUUUUUCCAUAUCAAAAGAAUAUUUUGAGUAUAUUGGAAGUUACGAUGAAGAAAUGGAAAUCUGGGGAGGUGAAAAUAUAGAAAUGUCUUUCAGAGUAUGGCAAUGUGGUGGGCAGUUGGAGAUUAUGCCUUGCUCUGUUGUUGGACAUGUUUUUCGCAGCAAAAGCCCUCAUAGCUUUCCAAAAGGCACUCAGGUGAUUGCUAGAAACCAAGUUCGCCUUGCAGAAGUCUGGAUGGAUGAAUACAAGGAAAUAUUUUAUAGGAGAAAUACAGAUGCAGCAAAAAUUGUUAAACAAAAAGCAUUUGGUGAUCUUUCAAAAAGAUUUGAAAUAAAACACCGCCUUCAGUGUAAAAAUUUUACAUGGUAUCUGAACAAUAUUUAUCCAGAGGUGUAUGUGCCAGACCUUAAUCCUGUUAUAUCUGGAUAUAUUAAAAGCGUUGGUCAGCCUCUAUGUCUGGAUGUUGGAGAAAACAAUCAAGGAGGCAAACCAUUAAUUAUGUAUACAUGUCAUGGACUUGGGGGAAACCAGUACUUUGAAUACUCUGCUCAACAUGAAAUUCGGCACAACAUCCAGAAGGAGUUAUGUCUUCAUGCUGCUCAAGGUCUCGUUCAGCUGAAGGCAUGUACCUACAAAGGUCACAAGACAGUUGUCACCGGAGAGCAGAUAUGGGAGAUCCAGAAGGAUCAACUUCUAUACAAUCCAUUCUUAAAAAUGUGCCUUUCAGCAAAUGGAGAGCAUCCAAGUUUAGUGUCAUGCAACCCGUCAGAUCCACUCCAAAAAUGGAUAUUUAGCCAGAAUGAUUAAGUGUUCCUUAAAAUUAAGUUGAAAAAGGAAAUAUUCUUUCUCGUAAAACUGUGACUAGGCAUACACUGUAGUUUUUGAAAAUUAUGCAAAAGCAGCUAAAUGUAACUUAUUCCAAGUGCAUUUUUCUUAUUUAUAUCUUAAACUAUCUAUGUAGCACUACUACAGAAAUUCUGCAAGUUUCUGUUUCAAAGCACAAUAACUAGUAAUACCAAAGACUAUUUCAAAAUGUCCAGAUGUAGGGGAAGAGAUGUUUACAGUAUGACGAAAAUAAUUUUCCAAGUAAAGUGAUGUUUGUGUGUUUUGUACACUUAGGGAUAUAUAUAGCUACAUUCACACACUCACAAUUUAAAAUAUUUCCCCUAGUUUUUUGGGGGGAUAGGAAGAAAGAUUUGUUACUGUAUUUUUUUAACUACAUAGAAAUAGAUCAAUAAAGGUCAGCAUUGGCCUCUGUGUACAAACCAAGAGCUUUUAACGAUCCAGAAUUUAUUAUUUUAAAAUGCAGGUGAACUUUUUUUUGCCUUUGGUUUACUUGUCUGUCAAAUGUUUCCUUAAACAUGAAACUGAAUAAGAAGAGGAGUAUUUUUAACACUUAAAUUUCUUGGCAAAUUUUAAAACAUUUUUUAGUCUGUAACGCACUCCACUUGAAGCACUUAAGUCUUCCUUAAAUGACUUUUCUUAAGUAAUGAUAUUGUGUGUUUUCCCAAAGCACUUUUGAAAAAAUUUUUAUAAAUUACUAUCUGUUGAAAAGGUGUCCUUUUCCUUUCUGCUAGUAUUUUUUUCUUACCAAAAUUCACUAAUCUUGAAUGUUUGUGAUAUUAAAUUUCAAAUGCAGAAUACUUGACUCAUUUAAAGCUAAAUUUUGUUACUGAUUCAAUUAUAAUCGUAAUGGAUUUUUGACUUUGUAAUGGAUUCUUUUCAUCAAAAAGCCUUAUUUUUUUAUCUAUGUGGAAAACACAGUAAAAAAUCCUCAACACUAUUGUAAUUAUUUGGUUAAGUUUUUUUCCUGUUUUGGGUAAAAUCUGUAAUUGAUAAUAGGUGGGGGAAAAUGAAUUUUGUAUGCUGAAUUUCUAAGCGCCUAUUGUUUGUAAAGCCAUCAGAUAUUUCUUAUGGCACAAAAAAUGAGGAAUAGUAAAAUUUCUGCGUUCAA
Molecule: messenger RNA, 3286 nt
Organism: Symphalangus syndactylus (siamang)
Lineage: Eukaryota; Metazoa; Chordata; Mammalia; Primates; Hylobatidae
Gene: GALNT3
Product: polypeptide N-acetylgalactosaminyltransferase 3
Biological process (GO): protein O-linked glycosylation
Cellular component (GO): Golgi apparatus
Molecular function (GO): polypeptide N-acetylgalactosaminyltransferase activity
Source: RefSeq, a predicted model, not a curated record